AUGACGACCACCCCUGUCUGGCUCAUCACCGGCGCCACCUCCGGGUUUGGCAAUGCUAUUGCACGCGAGGCGCUUUCACGGGGUCACCAUGUCAUUGCGACAGCCCGCCAGGCUGCCAAGCUCAGCGACCUCAAGGAGGCUGGCGCAGCCGUGCUGGACCUCGACGUGACGAGCGACGAGGCGACGCUUGCGGCCAUCUUUGCCAAAGCCAGCGCCAUCCACGGCCGCAUCACGCACGUUGCCAACUGCGCAGGCUACAUCCUUGAGGGGACUAUCGAGGAGGCUAGCCAAAAGGAAGUGUUUGAUCACUACAACACCAAUGUGUUUGGCACCUUCAACAUUGCGCGCGCGGCGACGCCUCAUCUCCGUGAGGCGGCAAAGACGCCAGGGCAGAUGACGGCUCUUGCGACGUUUGGGAGCUUGGGAAGCUGGCGCUCUGGCCCCGCUGUGGCACAUUACUGCAGCACCAAAUGGGCGGUUAGCGGCUUGACUGAAGGGCUGGCGCAGGAGCUGCAGCCCUUCGGCAUCAGCGUCUGCUGUGUUGAACCGGGCUACACCCGCACCGGGUUUCUGAACCAAGGAGAUCACCGCGUAGUGGCAGCACGGCAGCUGGACGUCUAUCGCGGCACGGAUGCGGCCCGUACCCGCGAGGCCCUGAGCGCAUACGACAACAACCAGCCGGGCGACGUCGAGAAAUGCGCAAAGGUCAUUGUCGAUGUGCUGACCAAGGAGGGCGUGGCUAAGGGGAGAGAUGUGCCCGUGAGAUUGGUCCUGGGUCCUGACUGUGUCGAUGUGAUCAGAGAAAAGUGCGAGAGCACCUUGGAACUGCUGAAGGAGUGGGAGGACAUUUCUCGCUCAACUGCACACGACUCGUAG
This is a messenger RNA of Canariomyces notabilis, 876 nucleotides long. RefSeq names its product NAD(P)-binding protein. The coding region runs from base 1 to 876 and encodes 291 amino acids. The transcript is spliced from 3 exons. Gene Ontology annotation, molecular function: oxidoreductase activity. The record is from RefSeq and is a predicted model, not a curated record. NCBI's taxonomy places the organism in Eukaryota, Fungi, Ascomycota, Sordariomycetes, Sordariales, Chaetomiaceae.